Messenger RNA from Strongyloides ratti, 1068 nucleotides. RefSeq lists its product as hypothetical. The record is from RefSeq and is a predicted model, not a curated record. The transcript has 4 exons. Bases 1 to 1068 code for a protein of 355 amino acids. Lineage: Eukaryota; Metazoa; Nematoda; Chromadorea; Rhabditida; Strongyloididae.
AUGUCAAAAUCUAAAGUUUGUCUUAAUAAUACAUCAACAAGACUUGAUAUAUCAAAAACAUAUACAGAUACCCCACACUCUCGUUAUACAACAAUUGCUCAAAAAAAAGAAUACAGGACAAAAGACAAAGAAAAUUUAAAAUCAUCUUUUGCUUCACGUACAUCAUCUAUUGUAUCACUUACUUCACAAAAAGUAUUCAAUAUUCAUCCACCGUUUCCAAACAAUUUUGUUUUAAAAGGUAAAAUGAUGAGAAAUAUUGAGAUUUUUGGUGGAGUUCCUUUGACAAUCCCUGAUACAACAAUUUCUUUUGCAUUUGCUGUAAGUGAUAAUCCUUGCUUGUUUAAAAUUCAACGUAAGGAUUAUAAAAGUUCUAGUGAACAUGUCUUAAGAUUUUGUGAUAGAUUAAAUAUAUGUGUAUAUUCAACAAUAUAUUUAUAUAACGUUUUGCGUGAAUUAUCAUACUUAAGAAAAAUCAAAAAUGCAGGAAAUAAAACAUUAUUACCAAAUAUUAAUAGUGGAUUACCUCUAAAAGGCUUAUUUGUGAAAGUUCAACAUUAUAAAAGUCCUUCAGCUCCGUUUGUAAAAUUUGCUGAUAAGAAUUCAAAAUUUUUAAACAUAUAUAUUGGUGAUUCUGCUGGCAGAAGUGCCUUUCAUUCAGUAACUACAGAUGAAAAUAGAAAGAGGGAAGAAAGAAGAAAGGGUAUUUCUCACGCAAAGGAGAAAAAACUUAAACUUGAAGGUUAUUGUGAAUUUUGUAAUAUUCGGGUUCCUGAUAGAUUUAAUCAUUGCCAAAUGGAUAUUCAUCGUAGAGCUUUAGAUGAUAAAGCAUUAGAAUAUCGUGAUCUAGAUAGAUUUUUAGGAUUUUUUGACAAAGAUUUUAUGCCCAGUUUUAAACAUCCUAAUGUGAAAAAAAAUAUAAUAAAAAAUCAUUGCAUUACUGUCAAGGUAGAAGAAAGCAAAGAAAAUAAUAAACUUGCCAAAGAUUAUCUUCAAUCAAGAUUUCAUAUUUCAGAAUUACCGAAUCCAGAAAGUACCAGGUUAUUGACUGAAAUCAUUGAGUCUAUGUAA